Dufourea novaeangliae is the source of this 321-nucleotide messenger RNA. RefSeq lists its product as uncharacterized. The record is from RefSeq and is a predicted model, not a curated record. Lineage: Eukaryota; Metazoa; Arthropoda; Insecta; Hymenoptera; Halictidae. The transcript has 3 exons. The coding region runs from base 1 to 321 and encodes 106 amino acids.
AUGCGCGACAAUGAGGGAUUGGCAUUACACCUGUUACUGCUACUAGUAUUAUGCGCCGAAGUGUACACGACGACUGCAAAGCACCUUAUCAAAAAAAGAAAUUAUAGCGAUCAAAGUGUAAGAGGUUACUUGGCGGAGCGGACUUGCUGGUGGAACGAAGUUUGCAAGGAAGAAUUUCACAGUAAAUUUCGAUGUCGUUGCCCGCGAUGGUCCUACUGUCGUGCUCCGGGUAGAUACUACGAUGCACAUUGCAGCAUGACGCGUACCGGCUACAUCUGGACCCAACCGGAGACUUCGUUGACGCUCGAAGUCAACAAAUGA